ACAAAAUCUGAAAUCCAAAAAUGCCGCGCGUCAAGGAAGAGGAAAUGCUGCAGCACAUCAUUAAAUACAUAGAUGUGCUAGAAUACCCAGGCAUGGAGACCCUAGAACCAAGCUGGGUGCAGUCAGUACUCCUCACGGCAGGGGGUCCGAGGCUGAAUCUGCUGAUGUGGGUCCUAGAGCAGUUCUCUCCUGCAGAGGCCGUAGAAUUGCAGGCGUUGCCCCAGACGCUGCAGGUGCAAAGAAUACUUCAGACGCUGUCAGCUUUGGGGAUUUGCCGUCAGGGAGAUGCAGAAGUAAUUGAGGGUAGUGCACAGCCAGGGGCCCAGUACAAGUUUUGGCUGGCAUGCCUGGAGAGCAUUUACAACCUUCGCCGAUUCCCGCCCCUCCCUGCGCACCAGCACUCUGAGUCUUAUGCAACCGACAGUCUCAUGGACCAGAUGUCCCAUUCGCCACACUUGCAGCUGAUUCUGAAGGAAAGUGGUGUGAACGUAGUCCCAGGUGAUCAGAGGGAAAAAUACCGUGCUUGGUGUAAAUACGGCCAGCGCAUUCCCAUUUCUGAGUUGCUGGGAGAGACGGAAGAGAAACUCAGGGAGUGCCAGAAAAAGUACGAGGCAAUGGACAAUAGAUGGAAGGCUGAAUCGUCUUCAAAUCCAAAAGAACUUCAGACCAAUGUGUGCAGCAGCAUAGCUGAUCUGGGCAAACAGCAAGAACUACUGCAAGGUGUCUACAGCUCAUAUAUUGCUCCCUGGACAACUUCCACCCAGCAGUUGGAGCUGCCCAACACUGGUCCACUCAUUCAUGAAGCCAAUACAAAACUGGCAGCGCUAACCAAGGUCUUAAAGGCGACACAGGAUGCGUCCAACAUAUGCGAGGAACUAGCUGAGAGAGAGAAGGCAAUCAUGCGACACUCCACGCAACCAUCUUCUGUAACAGCAACCCUGCAUACCCUUGUCAGCCAGUCCAGCACCAGCGUCAAUGCAGUCAGAUAAUUUCACCACCAGAUGUCAGUGCUGUUUAUGUACUCUAGACCUCAGAAGAUGCUGUUGAAUAUUUUUCUAUAUUAGUAUUUAUGUGGUUUCAUCUGAAAGUAUUGUAUAUAAUUUUUAUUCUCCUUCUUCUUCUUCUUCUGCAUCUUUGCAUUUUCCUCUCCUCCCUUUCUGUUCUUCGCUGUUUCUUCUUUCUUUCUCAUUUCUUCCAUGCUCCUCCUGCUCCAAGAUGCAUCUUCAUUUAAAUGAGGGAAUUUAGAAAUAUAUCAACAGAGAAAUUUCAUACAGAGAUGGAGACUUUGUAAUGUGCAUAAUACCAUCACCCAGAUGUGAUAAAUUCUCAUUGAUAUUUGGUUAAAAUGCUAAAAUGAAAAGAAUAAAGAUCUUUUCAUGAUGUUUAUUUUGCAGGCCAUUAUAUGUAGAAUAAAAUAAAAUAUACCUUAUAAUAAGAGAUCAAAAUAAUGAAAAUCCUCAAUCAAUAAAUCAUUGAGGUAAAUGCAUUUUAUAAACACAUAAGUUUUGUUAUAUAUCUGUGUUCAAAUUGAAAAUUAUAAAUGUUAACCCCAUGCUGCCAUGAAAAUGUAAGGUUCACUUGAGUUUUCUUUUGUGAGAUGUCUCUACAUGUAGAUAUUUCUGCAAGUACUUAGCCACCAAGAAUUCAUCUAGCAAUCCUCAUGAACUUGCCUGAUUUCCCCUUUCCCUGAGGUUUUAGGAAAAAGUUUUUUUCACAAGUGCUAUAAAUAUUGAUGUUGUUAUAAUUUUUUUAUAGACAUUAUAAUUAUUAUAAUGUUAUUAACUUUACUAAAGAGAAUAUUUCCAAAACUCAAGGAAAAAGAUAAACAGGUGUAGUGCUAAUAACUGAUUCCUGUGUGACUAAGUACUUGUGAAGCCAUCUAUGUGACUUUAGAGCUAUCUGUGUGUAAGGACAGUUAAUGAACUAAACUCAUAGUGGGCAUGGCAUGUCUGUACAUGAUAUCCCCAGUAGGUUCAGGUUGAUCAUGCCAUGAGUACCAUGUAAACAAAAAGUUGUGUGCUCACAUAGUCCUAUAUGCCUUAACUCAAGCUUCAUUCUGAUCAGAUGUAAUUGAAAUGCUUUAAGCUUUUGGUUCUCACUAAUUAUGUAAGAGCAAACAAUAAAUUUGGUAAACAGCAUUAGCAAUUGAGAUUGUUUUAGGGUCUCUUUCUCUCUUAACCCCUAAAAGGACACAGGAAUUCAGAGCUUCCUAUCUGGACAGGAUGGAAAACAACCGAAAUUCAGAGUCUGUAAGCAAAAAUGAACAGAUAAAAGGUUUAUUGCCUGUAUACCACAUGGUCUUUGAUAUGAAAGUGCCAUGCAGUCUGCUCCCACAGGAUGGAACAAUUAGGAAGAUUGCAAUAAACAUGGAAAACUCAGCAGUGGAACAACUUUUGCAUCUUUUGGUGUUUAUGACAGCCAUUCUUAAUUAAAUGGUUGCUCUGUGUUGUCCUUCAAGGUUAAAAAUCAGAGAGUGAAAAUAUUUCUUUUUAUGUAUGUGUGUUCAUUGUCUUGGGAGAUUGAUUAUGAUUAAUAUUGGCAAAAUAGAUCUGUAUACUUUACAAGGUACAAUAAAAUUAUUAUAUAAA
Molecule: messenger RNA, 2588 nt
Organism: Penaeus indicus
Lineage: Eukaryota; Metazoa; Arthropoda; Malacostraca; Decapoda; Penaeidae
Exons: 7
Coding region: 21-989 (322 amino acids)
Biological process (GO): centrosome cycle; spindle assembly
Cellular component (GO): HAUS complex
Molecular function (GO): microtubule minus-end binding
Source: RefSeq, a predicted model, not a curated record